CAUCGAGGCCAGCAGCGGGCAGCGCUGCUCCACUUUGGCCUGGGCCAGCGAUCAUGGCUUUGGCGUUUUUCUUCGCCUUGUUGGCGCAGAGAGUGGCUUUCGUUGGUGAUGAGUUGGACGUGGAAACGCUGGAACGCAUGCGUGAGCGUGAGGUGUUUCUGCAAGAGCAGAUGACACUUCAGUGGCAGCACGUAGAGAACCUGGGGCAGAGCUGGAUAGGCAUUCGAGCCUUGUCCUCUGUGUUGCCUUACCGGAAGGUUUGCAGCCUUCUUGAACGCAUGCGUGAGGUGUUUCUGCGAAAGCGGAUGGAAAAGCUUCCGCUUCCGCUUCCGCAAUUAGAAGAGAGCAACCUGAAGAAGAGCAGGGUGGAUAUUCAAGCCUUGCUCUUCUCUGUGUUGCCUUACUGGAAGGUUUGCAGUGUUCUUUGCAUUCUCUUCCUUUUUCUCUGGUUCAUGUGGAAGAUCUAUAAAAAGUUCCAGAGAAGUGAAGACAUCAGUGAUGAGGAGAGCUCCAUCAGUAAGCAGGAGCAGCAGGAGGAGCAACAGGCUGAUGCGCUCUGGCCAGACCAAAUUCAUCGAGACAACUGUGAGCAGAUACUCCUCCUAUUUGGUCGCCUCAUCAACUUAUGCCAGUAUCUGGUGUCAGAUACUUUCUUUCCGGUGCCAGAGCGCCCCAUCGGGGUGGGCAGUGCCUAUGAAGGCUGGUGUCCUGAGAAGGAACCCAUCUUCUGCCUGCUUGUGCCCCUGUCGGCCCCCCGUGGGCACGUUUUCCACCUUGAUCUGGGAGCCGCAGGGGAGCUGCCAGCAAGGAACUCCCGCAUCCAUGUAGAUCUGGAAUGCACGUGCGGGAGGGAGCCGGAGAUGGGUAUGCGGUGCUUCCUCCACACCUCCAAGGAAGAGCUGGGAAAUCAGCACCCCAGCCUACUACGUGACUUCUGCGAGGACGCCUACCUAGAUGUGGAGAAGACUGUCCGAUGGUUCCAGGUGCUGAUCACACAUGCCUGGAAAUACAUGCCUGAGGCAGAGACGUGCAGCAUGAAUGUGAUGCCGUCCGGGCGCUCCUGCAGGAUUCAUCUGACAGACAUCCACAAAACAGCCUGCGUUGUUGAGAUUGUGUUUGGCGUCCAGCAAGAAAAUACGGACAUCUUUCUGAGCAGCCAGGAGACAGAGGCUGCUUUUACCCCCAGCACAACCUGGCCACAGAGUUGUGCGGUGGCUGAGGCAAAGUUUUUCCAGCACAUAGCCACCCGUGACCAGUGGAACACUUUCAACCUCACAUAUGUGCAAGUGGGUGCCCACAUCCUGGCGGGACAGACUUUUUCUCCCUACCAACUGAGGACAGUGCUCAUGCACCUCCUGACUGACAUCCCUUUGAAAAGCUGGCAUGGGAGCUAUUUCCUGCAGCGGAUGGAUGACAUCUUGCGCUACCUGUGCUGCUGUGUGGAGGAGAAAUGCCUGAACCAUUUCCUCAUAGGAAAUGAGGAUGUGCCUGCGGAGAUCAUCUUGCCGCAGGAAUUCCGAGCGUCCCGACCGCUCAACCUCCUCCAGCACCUGGUGCAAGAUCCAGACAGUUAUGAGCAGGCACUGCAGGAGUUGUGGGAGCUGCAAGAUCAGCUCACAGGCCUGCUGUUCUAUUGGAAAUGAGAGACGCCCACUUGUCCUACAGACGAGCACUCUGGACAUGGAGAAGACACCACUCAGCAGGCAGUCGGAAUUGCUCCCAAAUGUUUUCUCCACAACAAACCAACAGUGCGGUAGCCAGAGUGCCGAACUGAAUAUGCACAAGGGAGCAGCUGGUGUGAGACUACACUGUCCUUCCUUCCUUCACCACCCUGAGGACCACCUGGGGAGAGAGAAGAUGCUCAGCCUCCUAUACAAACUCUCCAGGAUAUGGAGAAAACUGCAACCUGGUUCCAGGAACUGGUGAGAGAAGCCUGGGUAGCUAUGCCUCAACUGUCAACAAACAGUGCAGCGCGAGUUGAGGCCCUCCGUCUGCUUCUGCAAGCUCCGGCUGACAACCACCUCUUGCAGAGUCCUCUGGAUUGAGCUCAGGCUCAGGGUACAGCAAGAGGACUUGGACACAUUUCUGUCCUUUGAGUAGGCAGGGGCUGUUGAUAGCAGAAGCACGAGGAGGCCGCAGAGAUGCGAUGCAGCAGAGACUUUCUUU
Molecule: messenger RNA, 2166 nt
Organism: Coturnix japonica (Japanese quail)
Lineage: Eukaryota; Metazoa; Chordata; Aves; Galliformes; Phasianidae
Source: RefSeq, a predicted model, not a curated record